UCCUCCUCUGCGCUGCAUUCCUUGUGUGUGUCAGCUCCACUAAACAUACACACCAAGGCUAUUUUUGACGGACUAAACUAACCUUCUUACAUUUAACUUACAUUAUUUUUCAUCAGAGAUCAAACCCUUAAGUUUCAUUUCAGCAGAAAUGUGUAACACAGCCACACCCACAGAACACAAGGAGCUGGUACAGCCUCUCAGCAGUCAUUUAUGUUAAUUUCCAGUGAAAAAGAUGCACACUGGGAUGUUUGGAGUGCCUUAACUGCAGUGAAUGAUCCUUUUCAUUGGACAAGAAUCUGAAAUCUACAGAUUACAGAAAUCUGGAUAUUGCAUCAUGUCAGCAUUAAGCACGUUUACUUCAUCCCCAGUGGAUCAGUUCCAGUGUUCAAUCUGUCUGAACAUCUCAAAGGACCCCGUCAGUACACCAUGUGGUCACAACAUCUGCAGGACUUGCCUCAAUCUGCAUUAUAACAACAGUGAGUUAUACCACUGCAAGGUCUGCAAUAAAAGAUUUCACUUGAGGCCGGCGCUCUUCAAAAAAACAAUCAUCUCAGAAAUUUCUGUCCAAAUAAAGAAGACAAAAAUAGAGAUGACUGAAGCACACCUAGACCCUCACCAAAGUAUCCCCACCUUGGUGAGACAUAAGCUCAUUAAUCCAUCGGAGAAUCUGCAAGAAAGAGUUUGUGAAAAGCAUGCAAGGAUCCUGGAGUUUUUCUGCAGGCAUGAACAAGUGUGCAUCUGUCUGCUGUGCUGCAAGACAGAGCACAAAGACCACCACACUGUACCAAUUGAGGAGGAAGGGGAUCAGCAGAAACAAACUAUUGCAUCCAGACAAGAAGAGAUUACACGAAAGGUCAAAGAAAGAAUAAAAAAGAUAGAGGAUUUUGCUGAUUCAUCCAAAAAGAGCAAAGUUAAAAUAAAAAAAGAGAUUGAAGACAGUGAAAAGCUUUUUAAUACUCUGAUAGAAAAAGUAAUAGAGAUUCAAGAGAAACUGAAGUCAAGCAUGGAAGAAAAGCUCAGAAAAUCACAGGAGAGGGACCAGGCAAUUAUUCAAUCACUGCGCGAGGAAAUCAAAGAUCUGCAGUGGAAGCACUCAGAGCUGGAGCAACUUCUGCAAAAUGAAGAUCCCCUUCAGAUUCUGCAGACUUUACAGGCUCUGAACCAAGAUACCAAGGACUGGUCCCAAAUCAAGGUUAGCUCAGACUUGUGCAUGGAGUCAGUGAGGAGUUCAAUGUCUAAUGUUGUGCACAGUUUCCAAAGAGAACUGAAGACUGUGACAAAAAAGGAGCUGAAAAUAAUGAGACAUUACAAAGAAUCAGUCACCUUUGACCCAUCCACUGCUGGUCCCUACCUCAUGGUGACUGAAUCUGGGACUUGUCUGAAGCACACUAGAACCCCAAGCUCAUCUGCUUUGUCUGAUAAUUCCCAGAGGUUUAAAUCACACAUGGUUUUUGGGAAAGAUGGCUUCAUCUCUGGCCGACAUUACUGGGAAGUCAGAGUUGGCAGGAGAAAUGACUGGGAUGUUGGUGUUGCCAAGAAGACAGUUGACAAAACGGAGGAGGUCAUUGUGAAAAAAGAAAAUGGAUUCUUUUCUAUAGGAAAGAUGGGGUUUGAUUGUCGAGUUAACUGUUCACCCUGCAAAGUUCUCCACCUUUCUUCCAGGCCGAGACAUGUGGGGGUUUAUUUAGACUAUGAAGAAGGCAGAGUGUCCUUCUACGAUGUGGACGAAAAGCUUCACAUUUACACAUUCAGAGUAGAACGUUUCACUGGAAAACUUUUCCCAUACUUUUACAUGUACAGCUCAGUAAAGAAACCUGGAACUUUGGUUAUCACCACUACAUAAGAUCAUGAAUAUUCCCUUGAUGUUAUUCUUGCUCACAAUAGUACAAAAUUAUGUGUAGCUGGAACCUGCUGAACACUUAUACCUCCCAAAGUGGUGGAGAAUGAGAGGGACCUGUGGGACUUCCAGAUGCAGACCGACAAAUUCAUGGUGGCCAACCAACCGGACAUUGUGAUCAUGGAUAAGCAGCAAAGGAAAGCCGUAGUGAUGGAUGUAGCCAUCACCAAUGAUGGAAAUAUCACAAAAAAAGACCACGAGAAACUGGAGAAAUACCAAGGACUCAAGGAAGAGCUGGAGAAAGCCAGCAGUCAGGUCCUAUGUUUUAAUAUAUUCAUGCUGUUUUGCUUCCAUGGCAACAAGGACCCUAGUAAGUUCACUGUUGGACUUUUCAUAUAAAUGUGAAGUUACUCACUGACUAUAUUUAGGAACACAGGCAUCAUGGAGUACACUGUUAGAAAAAAAAACACUCCAACGACACAGAGCUCAACACCAA
This is a messenger RNA of Melanotaenia boesemani (Boeseman's rainbowfish), 2333 nucleotides long. RefSeq names its product E3 ubiquitin-protein ligase TRIM39-like. The transcript is spliced from 7 exons. Gene Ontology annotation, molecular function: zinc ion binding; protein binding. The coding region runs from base 272 to 1843 and encodes 523 amino acids. The record is from RefSeq and is a predicted model, not a curated record. NCBI's taxonomy places the organism in Eukaryota, Metazoa, Chordata, Actinopteri, Atheriniformes, Melanotaeniidae.